AUGGACCCCACCAAUGCCGUCCUCGAGCUGUCACAGGAUCAAGACCUGGAAGUUUCAUUACUGGACAAGGAUGACUCAAGCCAAUCCGACCCUGAUGCGUCUGCACCCGACUGUGAAACAGCAUCGCUUUUUUCCAAGAUUGAUGCGCGGAAUCCGCUACUUCUGAUAGCUCUGAUCGCCUUUUGCAUCAAUUGCCAGCCUUCCGAGCCCUAUUUGGCUGCCUACCUCGAUGAUGUCAAGAAUCUGACCGAGCAGCUUACGUCUGGCCCGCUGAUACGUACCCGUAUGCUGCUCCUCUUUGGCCACGGCCUUUUGCCCGUCGUGCUCAGUCAGAUCACAUAUGCUGCCUCCUCCGUCCUCAACACCGCGCUCUUUACCAUCCUCUAUACGGUCCUACCCACGGAGCACUUUGCUCGUGCCACGGGCUGGACGCGGGGUUGUUACCAUUGCGGCAAUGUGGUGGGUGCUCUCGUGGCUCAGGCACUUGUUUCAUACGCUCAUUGGCACGGGCGACGCAUGGACCUACUCUUUGUCUUCUCCUGCAUCAUGACCACACUGGGCUGCAGCGUUUAUUUGUAUGGACGCUGGCGGUGCCCCGCCCUUGGGCAACGUCCCGACAAGGUCGUAGCCAGCGCUGCAUUCCCAAUUGUAAGAUCACACCGUAGCUCUGGUUUUGGUGUGCUGGUACGGCGCCUCUGGCGAGACUAUCAGGACCCCCACAUGGCUUUCUGGAGCGUCAUUUUCACGUUUGGCUAUGCUGCCACCUUUGUCUUUGGCAACUACUACCAAACCUUGCUGACAUACCACUACACUCAUGUGCCUUAUGGGCUGAUUGAAGCAGUGCUGGAGCUAGGAUCCGUGGCUGGUACCACGUUGGCAGCGACCAGCCGUGGUACUUGGGCUGUCCAUGCACGACCACAAGCCAUGGCCUGGCUCGCCACCUUGGUAGCAGCGGGUGCAACUUUUGCGGCCGCCUUCUGGCACGCGAAGCAGGGUGUUUUCAUUGCUCUUAUUGUGGCACAGUCUUUGGCGGCCCGGUUUUUGUUGGCGGCUGCCGCAACGCAAAGUGCGGCCCAUCAGCGCUCUGAGCAAUUUGCAGCCGCCACCACCGUCAAUUCUUUCAUUGGGCUGGCCUUGACCAGUGUGGUCAUUGCGUGCAUCUCAACUCGUCCAAAUGCACCCACAAGUAAUUACCUGGCGGCCGCUGCUACUCUUACCGUUGCUGGAACAGCACUGGCCUCGUUCGUUUACCGAGUUGUGCAGUGGCAGCGACAACGUGCGGCGCAGCGUGCUUCGAUAAUCAAUGAAGGAACGUCGGCACAGAGUUGUAGCCUUGCGUUUGACCCUAGUCAUUGUCGUUCCGCAGCCUGA
Monosiga brevicollis MX1 is the source of this 1371-nucleotide messenger RNA. RefSeq lists its product as uncharacterized. Gene Ontology annotation, biological process: vitamin transport; transmembrane transport. The record is from RefSeq and is a predicted model, not a curated record. Gene Ontology annotation, cellular component: plasma membrane. NCBI's taxonomy places the organism in Eukaryota, Choanoflagellata, Craspedida, Salpingoecidae. Gene Ontology annotation, molecular function: vitamin transmembrane transporter activity. The transcript has 2 exons. The coding region runs from base 1 to 1371 and encodes 456 amino acids.